Colletotrichum gloeosporioides is the source of this 687-nucleotide messenger RNA. RefSeq lists its product as uncharacterized. The transcript has a single exon. The coding region runs from base 1 to 687 and encodes 228 amino acids. The record is from RefSeq and is a predicted model, not a curated record. NCBI's taxonomy places the organism in Eukaryota, Fungi, Ascomycota, Sordariomycetes, Glomerellales, Glomerellaceae.
AUGCCUUCCGUCCUCGGUCUCACCACAGACCCCUCCCCCCACGGCCCUGGUGCGGAGGAGCAUCAAAAGAAGAAGAAGCCCCAGCUCGCGGACGGCCAGGAAACCGAAGGCAAGCAACUAGCCCGCCGCCCGCGCAAGGAGUCGGCCUCUCAAUCCCCUCCGCGUGAGAACGGCGAGGAGAAGAAGAAGAAGAAAGAAAAGAAGGAGAAGAAGGAGAAGCCCAAGCCGAAGCCGCGCCGCGAGUAUGAUACCGACGACGAGUCGGAGGACGAGGGACCCCUCAACACCAUCGCGAAGCGCAACCACGCCAAAGCCAUUGAGAUGGAGACGCUCCUUUGGGGCGCCCUCUGCCACAAGCCCAAGAGCGCACUGAAGUACAUUGGCAAGGGCGCCAUCAUGUGCAACCCGCUGCUGUUUGGCGAUCCCGAGGUGUACACCGAGAGCUCGGAGCCGACGUUGAAGGAGGUGCUAAAGGAGAGCGACCGGUACCUGAGCUACAAGAUGCACAAGCCGCACGUUGUUGAGAUCGGACUGAUGUCGAUGGCCAUCUGCUAUGACAUCACACUAUUCCGUCAGGCCGAUGACGGCACGCUCGAAUCAGAGGAAGCGACUGUGUCGACGAGCUGGAGACAAUGCGCCAGCGGUGACUGGGAGAUGACAAGCUCCAUGGCCGGAUGGCAGGAUUAG